Molecule: messenger RNA, 3672 nt
Organism: Sphenostylis stenocarpa
Lineage: Eukaryota; Viridiplantae; Streptophyta; Magnoliopsida; Fabales; Fabaceae
Source: the annotation of a GenBank genome assembly
AUGGAUUGCGACGAGCCUCCAUCUCCCUAUCCCCAUUCUUCCUCUCUUCUCAAGGACAUCUCCAACUUCACCACUCCCAGACGUCCCCCAUUCUCUCUCACUACCGCCCGAUCUCCCACCACUCAAUUCUUCACUGCCUCCAAACACUCCUCCACCUUCAACCGCCGACCCAAAAAAUCAUCCACCGCAGCCACCUCCAAAAAACUCAAGGCCUUCCAAUCGGAGCUGUCCCAGUCCUCCCGUAAGGCCCAAAUCCAGAAGGAGCGCUCCCUCAGAUCCCUCGCCAAGUCUCUCUCCGUCUGGCUCAACUUUCUCCUCCAAAACCCUGAUUCCUGUGGCUGCCACUUCUCCACUGCGGAUGCUUCCGUUCCCGCUACCAACGGCAAGCGAGAUGGUACCCCUGGAAUCUCCGUCGUUGGCGUUGAUUCCACCUGGCGCACUCCCAAGCGCCAGAGGAAGACUUGGUCAGCUAAGGAAAAUGCUGCCACGGGGGUUGAGGUUCCUGAUUCUUCGUUUUCGCACCUCAGUGAUUCUCUCAAGGAUAUUUGCAGUUUCGAUGAUUUGAAGCAGCGAAUGAGAGUGUAUUUCAGCCUCACAGCUUGUAAAGAGAUCUUCCUACAAAUGAACCGUGUAGCCAAGACAAUUGACGAAGGAAGACUGAUUAUGAAGGCGCAUUGCCCUAUAGUAACUGAUGUUGGGUUGAAGGAUAAGGCCAUGAGAAUUCUCAUGUGCUAUAAUUCAAUUUGGUUACGAAUUGGAAUAAUGGUAGUCGACAAACUAUUUUUUUCGCAUGAAGGUUUAGCUAAAGCCCAUGCUUAUAACAAAAUGGUUGAAGGCGUGUAUAGGUCAGGUUACUAUGAGAAUUUGGGGAAUGUGAUAUUGAAAAGAAUUUUGUUGCUUGUGCUUAUUCUGGAUAAAGCUAAAUGCCAGAGUUACCUCCCACUGGAAUAUGGUAUUGAUGGAUUGGAUGGGGGAUCUCCUUUGUUAUUCAAACCAGAAUCCUGGAUUAAAUCAAGCAGUCAGCUGAUUCAUGGUUACAAAUUAUCUCAUCAGCAGGAACCUCUUGUUGAGUAUGAUUUCAGGAUCAGAGAUUUAUUUGUAGAUCUUCAAGAUGGAUUAAAAUUGUGUAGAGCGAUUCAGCUCUUGCAGCAUAAUUCUUCGAUCCUCAUGAAAAUUGUAGUUCCCUCUGAUACUCCUAAGAAAAAAUUAUCAAACUGUGGUCUUGCUCUGCAAUAUAUUAGACAAGCUGGUGGGUCACUACUUGAUGAAGAUGGCAUCACGAUUGUGGCAGAUGAUAUUGCUAAUGGAGACAAAGAACUUACACUUUCCUUGCUCUGGAAUAUGUUUGUUCAUUUGCAGGUGCUACCUCUUUUGGUUGAUCAAACAAGUUUAGUUGGGGAAAUUUCUAAAAUUCGAGGAGGCAUGGGUCUCGUAAACAAUGCAAAUUCUACCUCUAUGGAGUUGCUUUUGAAUUGGAUCCAGGCAGUUUGUGACAACUAUGAUUGUUUGAUUGACAAUUUCCAUUCCCUUGUUGAUGGCAAAGCUAUCUGGUGCUUACUUGAUUAUUACUUCCAGAAAGAACUUCAUAAUUCCUGUUCAUUGAAGGAAGUUAGUAUGAAAAGUGGCAAGGCAUCAAUUAUGUCUGUUGAUGAAUAUUCAGAUGCACUAUAUAAUUUUAUAUUAUCCCAGAAGUUGACUACAUUACUGGGGAACUUCCCAGAGGUACUUCAUAUUAGUGAGCUACUUCAAUAUAAUGGUGCUUGCAGCGAUCGAAGUGUGGUGAUUUUGUUGGUUUUCCUGGCAAGCCAAUUAUUUGUCAAGAAAAACUUGGAUCACUUAAAUUUCCGUAAACUCUUGUGUCAUGACUGCCAAAGUCCGAACCAUAGACAUUUGAGGAUGCUACGGUGCCUUUCGAAUUCUGACUCAAUACAAAAGCAUCAUGCUUCCGAUGUGCAUGGCAAUGAAGAUGCCGCGAGAAAAUUCAAGGCCAUCCAAGCUUGGUGGCAAGAUAUGGCUGAAAGAAAUGGUCUCAACAAACCAGCUGUCUCUAAUUUGCAGGGAUCCAGGACCACUGAAUGCAACAUCAACAAUAAAAGAGAAAAUGCUGCAAGAACAAUACAACUGCAUUUCAGAGGAUUGGUUGUCCGGUGGAAGUUUCUGAAGAUGGUAAAUGCCGUUACCCUUUUGCAAACUGUUUUCAGAGCUUGGCUAAAAGUGAGGCAAGAGUCAGUCUGUGUGAUAUUAUCCACUGUUCAAGUCUGUGACUCUUCAUAUGAAAUAUUGAAGCAAUCACAAACAUAUCCAGAAAUAUUGAAGCAAUCACAAACAUAUAAGAGAUAUGCCAUGCUUUUCAUUCAUAGACGUUCCUUUUUGAGGUUAAAGAGUUCAGCACAGAUUAUCCAGAAAGCAGUUAGGAGUUGGCUCUAUAGGAGGCAUCAGCAUGAAUGUAGUACAAGUCAUGUUCUUUUGAUUACAGAUAUGGUGGCGGCUGCUAUUAAUGUUCAGAAAUUUGUCCGUGCUUGCUUGGAAAAAGUUCAUGUGCCGCAGCUCUUCAAGAUUGAGUUUAAGGCAUCUGUUGUCAUUCAAUCUUUCUUCCGGGGCUGGCUUGCACGAAAGGAUGCUUAUGCACGUAGGACUCACUUCACUGAGUUUAAAGCAGCUGUUGUCAUUCAGUCUUCCUUACGAGGCUGGUUUGCCCGAAAGGAUGCUUGUGCGCGUAGGAAUCAUAUUAUCGAAAUUCAAAAGCAUUGUCGUGGUUGGCUUGUGAAGCGGUACUUCUUGUUCCAAAGAGACCAUGUAGUAAAGAUUCAGUGUGUCAUUCGAAGCUUGAAGUGCCAAAAGGCUCUGAAUUGCCAAAAAGAUGUUGCUUUGGAGAUCCAGCGUUUUAUAAGGGGCCAUUUAACUCGGAAUCAGCUUUUAGGCAGUGCUUUCAAGUUACGCACAGUUACUACUAGUUGCAGCUCAAGACCAUUUGGCAUUUGUAGUUCUCAAUUGCAAAUGUUCUUGUUGUCAGUCGUGAAAUUACAACGAUGGUGGAAGGGUCUCUUGUUGCUUAAGCUAAUGAAUAAAUCGGCCAUCAUUAUUCAGUCAUGGACCCGUGGGUGGAUAGCCAGGCGAAAUGCUAGUGUUUACAGACGCCAUGUUGUCAUCCAAGAAGAUGCCGCGUUGGUGAUUCAACGCUACAUUAGGGGACAUUUAACUCGAAAUCGGAUAUUAGGUGGUGCUUCUAACCUAAGUGCAGUUGUUCCAGCUGGCUGCAUUUCUGAACUAGUUGGCUGUCGUAGUUUUCCCCUAGAUCUAGUUUUGCUUUCAGCUGUAAAAUUGCAACGAUGGUGGAAGGGUCUCUUGUUAGAGAAGUUGAUGACAAAGUCUGCCAUUGUUAUUCAGUCUUGUACUCGUGGAUGGAUAGCCAGGCGAAAGGCCUCUGUUCAAAGACAUAAUAUUAUUGUCAUUCAAUCCCACUGGAAAGGUUACCUUGCACGUAAAGAGUCGAAAGAGCAGUUAUUGGAUUUACGCUUGAGAAUGCAAAAGUCUGCUAGAAAUGUGGAUGACAGCAAGCGUCUCAUAAACAGACUCUUGGCAGCGCUUUCAGAGCUACUCAAUAUGAAGAGUCUUAGUAACAUCCUUCAUACUUGUUCAAUAUUGGGUGAGAUUUUCUUUUACAUUGCUUAA